Delphinapterus leucas (beluga whale) is the source of this 2243-nucleotide messenger RNA. RefSeq names its product myocardial zonula adherens protein (gene MYZAP). Gene Ontology annotation, molecular function: transcription elongation factor activity. Gene Ontology annotation, biological process: intracellular signal transduction; transcription elongation by RNA polymerase II; maintenance of ER location. Gene Ontology annotation, cellular component: nuclear envelope; nucleus; intracellular anatomical structure. The record is from RefSeq and is a predicted model, not a curated record. Lineage: Eukaryota; Metazoa; Chordata; Mammalia; Artiodactyla; Monodontidae.
AUGGCGACUCCCGCUCGUUCGCCGGAGUCCCCGCUGGCCGCGGAUCCGCCGCCAGCAGCAGGGGCUGCCGAGGACGCCGAGUGCCCGCCGCCUCGCCAGCCUCAGCCCCCGCAGAAUGUUCUCGCUGCCCCGCGGCUUCGAGCCCCAAGCUCCCGAGGACUUGGGGCAGCGGAGUUUGGCGGAGCUGCGGGAAAUGUUGAAGCGCCAGGAGAGACUUUUGCGCAACGUAAAAUUCAUUUGCAAAUUGCCCGACAAAGGUAAAAAGAUCUUAGACUCCGUCGCCAAACUGAAAGCUGCCAUUGCAGAACGUGAAGAAGUUAGAGGAAGAAGUGAACUCUUUCAUCCCAUUAGUUUAGACUGUAAGGAGAGGCAAAAAGCGAUUACAGCUGUUGAUGGGGACACAGAUAAGGCCCAGAAUUCUGACCAGAUACUUGAUACUUCAUCACCAGUUCCUGGCUGUUCCUCUGUAGCUAACAUCACAUCAUCUCAGACAACCUCACAACAACAGGGACUGGCACGUCCGACUCUCGGAGGCGAUGCUGAGGCCCCUGAGGCGGAACACACAGUGAGCGAAGGCCCAGCUUCCAGCAUCAGAACUGCCACGCCUUCCUCAUCUGCAGCUAGUGAGCUCCUCACUCAGCAUCGUGCUUCAAGUCAAGUGGAGGGUCAUCCUAGCAGCUCGGGCGACCUGUUUAUUGAUAGGUUACAAAGGAUCACCAUUGCAGACCCCGCUGAACACCACUCAGAAGAAAACCAGAGUCCUGAGAACUUGGCCGGCCUUUGCAGUGGGCUGCAGAAGAAGCCUCAUUACAUGGAAGUGCUAGAAAUGCGAGCCAAAAACCCCAUGCCCCUACAGCAUAAAUUUAAAACCAAUGUAUUACCUUCACAUCAACGUGAUUCGUUGAGUCCUUGUCAGAGGAGGGGGUCUCCUGUCUCCUCAGAAGAGAGACGGCACAGGGACAGGAAGCAUCUCGAUGACAUCACAGCAGCCCGGCUUCUGCCACUCCACCACAUGCCUACACAGCUGCUCUCCACAGAAGAGUCGCUGGCACUUCAGAAACAGCAGAAACAGAGUUAUGAGGAGAUGCAAGCCAAGCUCGCAGCACAAAAAUUAGCUGAAAGACUGAAUAUUAAAAUGCAGAGCUAUAAUCCAGAAGGGGAGUCUUCGAGGAAAUACCAAGAAGUAAGGGAUGAAGGCGAUGAUCAGUCCUCCGAUGACGAAUUCUGAAGAUGGGCGUUUGGAUCUUCUCCUAAAUCUCUGCCUGUUGAGAUCUCAUUAUCUUACAUCAGACUUUCUAACAAGUAUCAAGAUCAGUGUCAGACAUGGUUGAGAGAAAGAGUUUUGUCAAGUUACAACAAGGAAGCUAUAAAAAUAGCCCACUUUCAGAAGUUAACUUUCAUGUGCUUGAAGAGUUUAAUAUUUGAAUAUUGUGUUUAAUCACAUUAUAUUAAACUUUUGCAGUAUGUCGUGUGUUGGUCUGAUAUUUUAGUAUAUAGUAGAGCACAUUUUUUUCUCUAAGCCAAAUGAAAGCAGGUGAUUAACUGCUUUUUUCUUUAUACUUACCUCUACCAAAUAGCAUUUAUUACAUGUCUUUCAGUGAAUUAUUUAGUUGUCCCAGGCAUCACCUAAAAUGAAUUACGAAAAUAUAGUUCUCUCCUUUUUUGAGUAAUGAAGGGAGCAAUCUAGAGAAUUUUGUGCAUGUUGCAUGGGGCUGUUACAGGAUUGGAUGUGAAAUACCAAGGAAGACACUUAUAGAAAAUGCUUAAAACGUUUGUUUCCUUCUGUCUUCCCUUAGGAAAAAUGUUUUCUUUCUUCUGAUUAGGAAUAAGGGGUACUUUUAGUUGAUGCUGGAGGGUGGAUGGUCUUUCUAGGUGACCAGAUUUGUCUGGAGUAACAUGAACAGGAAAAGUCUAAGAUGACUGAUGUACGUGAAGGGAGUAGCUGUUCAUAGGCCUGGCCUGACUUGACUUCAUUGUUCUAACAUGAUAGGUUCAGUUUGAUAAGAAAACCAAAAAUUUUUUUAAAGCUACCAUUGGUUUGUUAUCAAUACGUUGCUUUUCCGCCCCCCCAGAUGAGGCUUAUGUACACUGCAGAAACCUCAAUCUCAUAUAUAUGCAAUUUUAAAGGACCAUGGUUGUCUCCAGAGAAAUUAACACAUAUGUUAUCAAAGUUUUCUUUGUCUAAUAUGUUGGCGCCUUUAAACACUGUUCAAAGAAUAAAAUAUUAGAGCAACUUCAAAAUG